AUGAAAAGCCAAGUCUGCUGGGGUUGGCUGCACCGAAACAGAAAAUGGUUAAUCAAUGACAGCAAAGAACGAGGCUGGCGUGGCGAGACCAACAAGGGAAAUACUUUCGUCAGCAACUAUAUCAAUCAACUCAACAAUAACGUUAAUUCGCAAACUGGCAGUCUGGCUACCCGUGACCAAGCACAGACCAUGUCUGUGAAAUCAGCUGUAACUGGCCAGCAUCAAAAUAGCAGUGAAGUAUCAGCCCGACCAUCUGAAUGUCCCCCUACAGCAGUAGCUGGCGUCAACUCUGAUACUACAGAGUGUAAUUUCAGCGCAAAGACAACUUCGUGUGUACGGUAUGGUUCCGUACACGGGAUGGAUUGCUCAGAGUCACGACGAAGGAACUACUCCUCAUCUUCUCUACCUUUGAGUCUCAUGGCAGCUACCAUAGAAGAGGUGGAUGAUUCUGAUUGUGUGAAUAACACUUACACUCAAGGAACAUCUAGGUCACAUUCUUACGGAGGUCAAGUGACGCCUAAAACUAAAAUCUCCUAUCAAGCGUUACGUCGGGAAGCCCGAGUGUCCAGUGUGAAUUCCCCACCAAUAACAAAACGUACUGGGCCCACAAUGGAACUGGUCCGAUCUGCUAGUGACAAUACAAACAGACUGACCAGCCUCAGAGAUGUCGACAUUAUAGGAGAAAGCUUCGAGUCCAGGUAUCCCUGGCAGAGGGAUUUUGGUGUCCAGUGUGAAAUAACCAAUGACUCCCAUAUACAUCCCAGCUUGAAGAGAGCUAUGUCGGGCCCCGCUAUGUACACAUACUUUCGCUCCUUAUCUCUGGCCUCAAGCAGCAGUCCCUGUCCCUCUCCACCUUUGACAGUUCGAGACCUGCCCCUUCGUCACUGCACGAGCAGUCCUCAGUCCGACUUCUUCCAGCCCCAGCAAUCAGCAAGUCAUGGCGAUUCACCAGCUCCUUUGUACCGUCAGACAGCCAUGAAUCGCAGCAAUAGUCUCAACAAGAAUACCAAUCUGGACUUCUCCCUGUUGGAUAAGACACGAAGUGGCCUUCUUUAUAACAGACGGGCAGAUUUUAAGAAGAAACCACGCCCUAGUUCAGUUGGAGCUGUGGAUAGCAUAAGGUAUGUGUAUGUCAUAUACAGGCAACAAUAUCAAUCGAU
Molecule: messenger RNA, 1160 nt
Organism: Candidula unifasciata
Lineage: Eukaryota; Metazoa; Mollusca; Gastropoda; Stylommatophora; Geomitridae
Source: the annotation of a GenBank genome assembly